UCCAAACAGAACAUAGCGUCAGAUCAGAAUCAGACAAGAGAAGUUGAUAAGAACAAACAAAACAACAACCAAACCGUUUAUUUUUUCUUUUUUCUUCUCUCAACACUCUCACUUCCUAUCUAAUUUUUUUCGUUCCGUCGUUUCAUCCUCGCGAGCGUGCAUUUGCAUUGCAUUGCUCUCUCUCUCUCACAAAACGACGACGACGUCGCCACCGCGCACCGUUUUGGUUUUCCUUUCUCUUCCGUCGUUUGCUUCCGCAAAUAGCCUUUCGCAUGGGAAACGCUAACGGCAGAGAAGACGGAUCCAUUCCCCCCGCCGCCGCCGAUCCCUCCGCCGCCGCACGUGGAACUCACGCGCCGCCGGUCUCUCUCCCUCCGGUUCGCGCCUUCUCCUCCGAUUCAAUGGCCAAUAGCCCGCCGCACAGCCCUCGCCGCUCCAGAUCGCCGAUCCUCUUCGGUCCUCAGGUUCCUCUAGCUCCAUUACAACGAGGUAAUGGCCCUCCUUUUCUCAAUCAAAUGUGGCAGAAUGAGUCUCAUGGUAUUGUUAAUCACCCUUCUGAGCAAGGGAUCCCUGUCAUGAUUACAUGGAACUAUGGUGGUAACAAUGUGGCUGUGGAGGGAUCUUGGGAUAACUGGACAUCUAGGAAGGCAUUACAGCGAGCUGGCAAGGAUCACUCAUUCCUUAUAGUCCUUCCACCAGGUAUAUAUCAUUACAGGUUCAUUGCUGAUGGUGAAGAGAGAUUUAUCCCAGAGCUACCUAAUGUAGCUGAUGAGAUGGGGCAUGUCUGCAAUCUUCUUGAUGUUAAUGAUUAUGUGCCAGAAAACCCCGAUGGUGUGUCUGAGUUUGAAGCACCACCCUCCCCCGAAUCCAGUUAUGGCCAAGCAUUUCCAGCUGAAGAAGACUUUGCAAAAGAGCCAAUGGCUGUUCCUUCGCAACUGCAUCUUACUGUCCUAGGUAUGGAAAACUCUGACAUAGGUUCCUCUUCAAAGCCCCAACAUGUUGUGCUAAAUCAUGUCUUCAUAGAGAAAAAUUUGGCCUCAAAGUCUGUUGUUGCCCUGGGACUCACUCACAGGUUCCAGUCCAAAUAUGUGACAGUUGUCCUUUACAAACCGCUCAAGAGGUGAAAUAUAUAACGCUUGUCAAUUAUAUAAACCUUUUUUUCUUUUUUUUGGUAGCCUCAGUCUGUAAAGAUGAAAAUUUAAAUAAUACUCCUCAACGGGUGGUAUAUGAAGGUCUUGUGUCUAUAUAUGCUUGAGGCUUCUGUUCGAAUUGGUAAAUUAAACUUUUUGUUUUUCAAUUA
Molecule: messenger RNA, 1300 nt
Organism: Glycine soja
Lineage: Eukaryota; Viridiplantae; Streptophyta; Magnoliopsida; Fabales; Fabaceae
Product: SNF1-related protein kinase regulatory subunit beta-1-like
Exons: 4
Coding region: 273-1124 (283 amino acids)
Molecular function (GO): protein binding
Source: RefSeq, a predicted model, not a curated record